UCGACGAAUGAAUCCAAAGUCCCUCCAUUUUCAUGCGGGAGUCGAUCCUACCCGUUCUGCGAUGAGGGCAUGCCAGUGAGGGAGCGGGCCCGCGACCUGAUCUCGCGGCUGACGUUGGACGAGAAGCUCUCGCAGCUCAUCAACAAGGCCGCGGCCAUCCCCCGCCUCGGCGUCCCCUACUACCAGUGGUGGUCGGAGGCGCUGCAUGGGGUGGCCGUGGCCGAAGGGGUCGAGAAUGGCAUCUCGUUCCGCGGGGUCGUCAAGGCCGCCACAAGCUUCCCUCAGGUCAUACUCACCGCCUCCUCAUUCGACGCCCAUCUCUGGUACCGGAUUGCAAAGGUGAUCGGAACAGAGGCAAGAGCAAUGUACAACGAGGGGCAGGCGACGGGCCUAACGUUCUGGGCCCCAACCGUUAACAUCUUCAGGGAUCCGCGGUGGGGGAGGGGGCAGGAGACCCCCGGGGAGGACCCCUUGCUCACCGCCAAGUAUGCCACCUCGUUUGUCAGGGGCCUCCAAGGUGACUCCUUUGAGGGCCGAGCCCUCAAAGAUGACCACCUCCUAGUGUCUGCGUGUUGCAAGCACUUCACUGCCUAUGAUCUUGAAAGCUGGAAGGGAUAUGUACGCUACACCUUCAAUGCAAAUGUGACGAAGCAGGAUAUGGCGGAUACUUACCAGCCCCCGUUUAAGGGCUGCAUCAAGGAGGGGAAGGCAAGUGGGUUAAUGUGCGCGUAUAAUCUUGUGAAUGGGGUCCCUAACUGCGUGGAUUAUGAUCUGCUCACCGAGACUGCCCGCGGAGAGUGGGGGUUUGAAGGGUACAUAACCUCGGAUUGUGAUGCAGUUUCGUUUCUCUUUCAAAAGCAACAUUAUGCAAAAUCAAAUGAAGAGGCUGUUGCUGAUGCGCUCAAAGCUGGAAUGGAUGUGAGUUGUGGUCCGUAUUUGGGAAACUAUAUAAAAUCUGCCGUUUUGAAAGGGAUAGUGCCUGAAUCUGACAUAGACAAAGCUCUUGAGAAUCUUUUCACUGUGAGGAUUCGGUUAGGUCUCUUCAAUGGGCCCCCAAGUGGGACCUACGGGAAACUCGGGCGUGAAGAUGUCUGCGCACCCGAGCACCAGGAGCUGGCACUUGAGGCAGCCAGGCAGGGGAUAGUCCUGCUGAAAAAUGAGAGAAAACUGCUGCCGCUAUCCAAGGCCGGGAAGGGGUCCCUUGCGGUGAUAGGCCCGAAUGCGAAUGUUUCCAAUGUACUUCUCGGAAACUACCGGGGGCCGCCUUGCACCACCAUCACUCCACUCCAAGGGCUAAUGAGAUAUGCAAAGGAUAUCAACUAUAGCUCUAUCGAUGUGAAAAGAGCGGUCGAGCUUGCAAAAUCAGCGGACUGCGUGGUUUUGGUGAUGGGAACCAACCAACUACAAGAAUCAGAGUAUAAAGAUCGCGAGGAUUUGGUGCUUCCUGGGGAGCAGGAAAGCUUGAUCAUGAGCGUUGCCGAGGCGGCUAAGAAGCCUGUCGUGUUGGUGCUGCUAUGUGGAGGGCCGAUUGAUGUUUCAUUCGCCAAAAAUGAGCCAAAAAUAGGGAGCAUUUUGUGGGCUGGGUAUCCUGGUCAGGCUGGAGGGGGAGCAAUUGCAGAGAUCAUAUUUGGAGACUAUAAUCCUGGAGGAAGGCUGACUAUGACUUGGUAUCCCCAAGAAUUUAUGAAGAUACCGAUGAUCGAUAUGAGAAUGAGGGCCGAUCCAUCAUCUGGCUUCCCGGGGCGCACCUAUAGAUUCUACGGAGGCAAAAAGGUGUUUGAAUUCGGGCACGGGUUGAGCUACACCACUUAUUCUUACAAGAUCGUUUUCGUAAGCCAAAGAAAUUUUGAUCUCAAGGCAUCAUCAUCCACUUCCAACCUAAGGUACGUAUCGGUCCAAGAGUUGGGAUCGAGGUGGUGUAAGAAGGCUAAGUUUUUUGUUAUAGUUCGUGUUAAGAAUAAAGGGAAGAUGGCGGGUAAGCACCCGGUGCUUUUAUUUUUGAGGCGUACUCAAUAUGGUGGUGAUGGUGGUGUUGGUAGCCCGAUGAAACAAUUGGUCGGGUUUCAGACGGUAAAGACUGAUGUUAAGGAGAAAGUGUUGGUCAAGUUUUCAGUGAGUCCGUGUGAGCAUUUUAGUAGUGCUAGUGAAGAUGGGGAGAUGGUGAUUGAAUCAGGAGAUGCGAGUUUAGUUGUAGGAGAUGAGGAGCAUCCAAUUAGAAUUCAUAUGUGACAAAUUAUAGAUUGUCAAUUGUGUUCAAGGGUUUUAUGCAACU
This is a messenger RNA of Salvia splendens (bonfire salvia), 2272 nucleotides long. RefSeq names its product probable beta-D-xylosidase 7. Gene Ontology annotation, biological process: xylan catabolic process; arabinan catabolic process. Gene Ontology annotation, molecular function: alpha-L-arabinofuranosidase activity; xylan 1,4-beta-xylosidase activity. The record is from RefSeq and is a predicted model, not a curated record. The coding region runs from base 70 to 2229 and encodes 719 amino acids. Gene Ontology annotation, cellular component: plant-type cell wall. Lineage: Eukaryota; Viridiplantae; Streptophyta; Magnoliopsida; Lamiales; Lamiaceae. The transcript is spliced from 6 exons.